UCACUACACUACUCCAUCCCCUUCCUCUUCUUCAACAAAGCUCUGCAACUCGUUACUGACAAUGGCUUCUCGAUGUUCACUUCUCAGCAAGCUUCUUUUGCCCCUUUUCAUCGCUUACAUUGUCUUGUCAAGAUCGAAAGUCGAAGCCCAAGUUGAAGAGAGAAGCUUGAAGCUGAUGGAUGAUGCUUUGGAAUGGCCGCUUUCAAUGUUGCUUUACAGUGACUUAAACGACGACGAAGACGACGAGGAGAUGGAGGGUGAAGAUGGAAACGGAUAUGGUCGUAGAUCUUUGUUUUGGAAGAGGAUGAAGUAUUACAUUUCGUACGGCGCGCUCUCGGCUAAUAGAAUCCCAUGUCCACCGAGAUCGGGCAGGUCUUAUUAUACGCACAACUGUUUCCAGGCUCAUGGACCGGUUCACCCUUACUCUAGAGGGUGUUCAAGGAUCACCCGUUGCAGGAGAUGAGGCUAAUCAUUAAGGACCAAACUUUUUUGGAUUUUGCCUUUUUUGUGUGCUUUUCUUCUUCUUCUUGUCUUAAUGUGUGGAUUAGCUAUAUAACUAUGAAAUCGUGGUGUGUAAUUUGGUUAAACUACUUUAUUAACGUUACGGUAGUUCCUU
This is a messenger RNA of Hibiscus syriacus, 616 nucleotides long. RefSeq names its product protein RALF-like 34. The record is from RefSeq and is a predicted model, not a curated record. Lineage: Eukaryota; Viridiplantae; Streptophyta; Magnoliopsida; Malvales; Malvaceae. The transcript has a single exon. Bases 62 to 463 code for a protein of 133 amino acids.